CCCCACGAGAACCUCCAUACAAGCUUACAGGGCAUGUCUCAAGGCAUCCUUGCAGCCUUCUGACACGUGCCCCCAGGCAGCAGGGUGCCAUUUCCAGAGAGAGGAGGCGAAGGGGCUGCAGUGCUGCCCCGUCCUGGCUGCAGCCCUCCAGGCUGUGCGAUGCUGGAGGCCGUGGGGCAGUUGGAGGCCGUGGGGCAGUUGGAGGCCUUGGGGCAGUUGGAGGCCUCCGGGCAGUUCCCGCAGGCAGGGCCCUUCCGCGCUCCUUCCCCGCGGGGCGUGGGGCGGCAGCGAUGGGGGCCCUGCUGGGGCUGCUGGUGCUGCUGGGCUUGGCAGGGCGUCCCCGCGCUUCUGGGGACCUGCCUGGGGAUCUGCGUGUCGCUGCCACCUGGGUAACCGUCCCGCGGCAGUUGAGCCCCCGGGCUGACGCCAGCCCCCCGACUGUCUCCUACUGGCUGGAGGUCGACGGGCGGCCGUGGGUGCUGCGCCUGCGGCCCAGGCGGGGCCUGGUCUCUCGCCCCUUCACCCUGGUCACCUAUGGCAGGGAUGGGGCCCGCUGGGAGGAGCACCCCUUCGUUCAGGAAAGCUGCUUCUACCAGGGCGAGGUGCAGGGGAGCCCCGGGUCCCUGGUGGCCCUCAGCGCCUGUGGCAGGGGCCUCCACGGCGUCCUCUGGGUGGAGGACGGCAUGUACGAGAUCAAGCCUGUCCCUGGCGACCUGGCCUUCCAGCACGUGCUCUACCGCAUGGAGGAGGCCAGUGACCCUGUGAGUCCUACCUGCGGGCUGACCCUGGAGGAGAUGGAGCACCAAAAGGCUUUGCUGCCCUGGUUCAGGGCCCCCCAGGUGGUGGAGGAGGAGGAGGAGAUGCUGAGGGACUGGUGGAGACACGUCAGGUAUGUGAAGUUAGUAGUGGUCGUUGACAAUGUGUGGUUUGUGAAGUCGGGCAGGAAUGACUCCGAAGUCUUGAGGCAAGUCAUAGAAGUCAUCAACAUUGGAGACUCUCUGUACCAACAGCUUUCUAUUCGUCUGUUUCUUGUGGGAUUGGAGAUCUGGACCAAAAGCAACCUCAUAAACGUUACGGACUCUAUCAGCAAGGCACUGGAUGAUUUUAACGAAUGGCGUAAGUCAGACCUGUCUCCACGGAUGCGCCACGAUACUGCUCACUUGUUUACAUUCCAGAGCUUUGGAAGGAGCCUGGGAUUAGCGUUUCUAGGGUCCAUGUGUGAUAACCAGUGGUCAUCAGCAGUUGCUUCUUUCACUGAAGGGAAGUUGUCCUCAUUUAUUACCACCUUUGUCCACCAGCUGGGCCAUACUCUUGGGAUGCACCAUGAUGAAUGGGGCUGUAAAUGCAGACGGAAGAAAUGCAUUAUGUACAAAAGCAAUGUCGACACAGAUGCAUUCAGUGACUGCAGUUACAAAGAUUACUUUGACCUCCUUGGACAUGGUGCCAGCUGCAUUCAUCAACCACCAGCACCUGGUACUUCCUACACCAUGAAGCGUGAAUACUGUGGGAAUAAGAUAGUAGAAAGUGGAGAGCAAUGUGACUGUGGUUCAGAAUCAAACUGCAAAAAAGAUCCUUGUUGUCAGCCAAACUGUAAGUUUACUGCAGGUUCAGUCUGUGCUUCUGGAAAAUGCUGCCAGAGUUGUCAGGUCCUUCCAGCAGGUACGCUCUGCAGAGCAGGAACUAACGACUGUGACCUGCCAGAGUACUGCAAUGGGACUUCCCCUUGGUGCCCACCAGACGUGUACGUACAAGAUGGAACCCCUUGCAAAGAUGGUGCUUAUUGCUAUCGAGGAAAAUGUCCUUCCCACAGUAAACAGUGCCAGCAUCUCUUUGGCAAGCAAGCCAGGGCCGCUCCUGCAGAUUGCUUCAAAGCAGUGAACACUCGAGGGGACCGGAUUGGGAAUUGUGGUAUUCAGAACAACACCCAUUUUAAAAAAUGCAGCAUUGAGAAUAUCUUAUGUGGUAGGAUCCAAUGUGAAAACUUAGACAAACUGCCUUUCUUGCAGAACCAUGUAACAGUAGUCCAAACGCCUGUUGGAGGUAAAAAGUGUUGGGGUCUAGAUUAUCACUCAGGGAUGCCGACAGCUGAUGUGGGGGCAGUGGAAGAUGGCACACCAUGUGGUAUUGAUAAGCUUUGUAUCAACAGGACGUGUACCAGCAUGUCACUGUUGAACUACGACUGUAACAUGACAAUGUGUCAUCACAGAGGAGCAUGUAACAAUCGUAAGAACUGUCACUGCAGGUACGGCUGGGCUCCUCCAUAUUGUGAAUGGAAAGGAUUUGGAGGGAGUGUUGACAGUGGACCCCCUCCAGCCAGGAUGAUUUUUCACAGUGCAAAACCAGGAAUAAUAGUAUGUAGCCUUUUUAUCUGUGUCCUUGGAAUAACCCUUGCCAAGUAUUAUCAGUGGGAAAUAGUCGGAUGUCUUAGGAGGAAAAAGGCCCAAUUCUGCAGAAGAAGUUAAUUGUUUCAAAUAGCAGAAAGGCCAGCAGGUCCUAAAGAAGAAUACCUGCUUGUGAAUAAAAUUCCACUACUAAGCACUUGCCAAAGACCAACAAGCAUUAACUUUGGAUGCUCCUGGGGAGAUCUGUGAGCAGAGCCAGCUGAUAAUUCAUCAAAAUAUUUCAACACAUUCUAUCUAAUAGUUCUAAUAUUCAACAUAUUCUAUCUAAUAGUUCUAAUUUCAUGUAAUAUCAUUAAAUGCAGAGUAAAUGUUAUCUUUGAUUAUUUCAAGUUAAUAAAUGCAGGCAGUAAGGUGGUUGUUUUUUUUUCUUCGCACCUUGAGCUCUUAAACUGAACUAGUUAGGAAAACUGUAGGCGCACCUUUUUCAUGCCAACAGUUUACAAAUGUGAACAUUGUAGAACAGGUAUAAAUGAGUAAUUUGCUCCGAUUUACUCCAUCUAAUGUUUUCUCCAA
This is a messenger RNA of Apus apus (common swift), 2915 nucleotides long. RefSeq names its product disintegrin and metalloproteinase domain-containing protein 21-like. Gene Ontology annotation, cellular component: plasma membrane; sperm head plasma membrane; external side of plasma membrane. Gene Ontology annotation, biological process: proteolysis; male gonad development. The record is from RefSeq and is a predicted model, not a curated record. The transcript has a single exon. Gene Ontology annotation, molecular function: metalloendopeptidase activity. Bases 291 to 2462 code for a protein of 723 amino acids. Lineage: Eukaryota; Metazoa; Chordata; Aves; Apodiformes; Apodidae.